GUCACUGUCAUUGAUAUUCGCAACAGCUCACAACAUAAAAACAUGGAAUGUGCGUAAAUUGUAACCGGACUGCUUUUGGUUAUAAAAAUGAAGCUUUUCAUGAGAAUAAUAAAUAAAACUCUAAGACGCCUGAUACAAUCUUAUGUAACUAACGGCUCCGCACUGAUGAAAUACAAAUAAAAUAAUCUUUCAUCGCGUAUUUCCACCUUGUUUGUUAUAUUUUUACACGUGUUAAACUGUUAUCAUGGAGCCCAAGGAUUUAAAGCCAUUUUAUAUGGACUACACACAAAUGUUAAUAGAUGAGAUCGCUUUGGAAGGGCUGGAAGGCAUUGGGCUGGAUUUAUUAUGGCGUCGGAUGGCGAAACGUAUGUCAUCGGAGGUAACGAAAAAAAUGAAAAAUCGCUACUGGAAUUCGAUUCUACAAUUUGAUUGUAUACAGUUCUACUUACUCCCAGAGCCUAUCGUGCGGUUGGAAAUAGUGGACAGAUUCACAUUAAUUGAUGAAGAAACUGGACAACUUAAAUCUCCUGAUGAUUACCUAGACGGGCCUUAUGAAUAUUGUCCUGUAGAUAAUGAAUAUGGAUCUUGUAAAUAUUACAAUACAAGAAAACUGAUGCCAAAAGAAGACUUUGUACAUCUAUCAUAUGAGAAGGUGGAAUUGGAAUACAUAGACAACUUGGUUCUGGUUGCAUCUAUUGAAGAAAGAUGGCGAGCUUUGGCUGGUCACACACCAAUCAUUUAUUUGAGCCAAUUAUCAAGAAUACAUUAUUGCAUAUUAGAGUUGGUCGGAAGAUCUAGAGAAAAUGGGCAAAUGACAUUUGGUGUAACCAACAUUACCAAGGUGGUGAAGGAGCCUAAAACUUUGUUCUAUAACAGAAAGCAUUUGCGAGAUCUGGAUUUAAUCAGAGUCCAGUAUAUAACCCAAAUACUCAAUGAUAGAGGUGUUAAAAGCUUGUUGUUAAGGCUUAAAAGAUUCCAUCAACCUAAAAUUCUCAGUAUGCCUAAAGUGGGGAAAUUGCACACAAUAGUACAACACUUGUUGCAAAAACCAGACUAUAGUGAGAAGACAGAUAUAUUGAUAAACAAAGGAAUGUUGACAUCAUCUCAUAGUAGAAAAUUGAGAAAAACCGUUAACAUAUUUAGUUUUAACGAAAGGGUUGUACCAUCAGAGAAGCAAAAGGCAAAACCGAUAAAAAAAAGUUUUAUAUCACUAUCUGCAGAUAGUGAUGAGUCUUCGCCAUCAGAAGACGAAAAUGAACCUCCACGGAAAUGCCAAUACAAAGUGGGUGUUGGCUUGUUGAGGCAGGCUUAUGAACAGUUCCUGGUAGCAGGACGCACAGGUUUAACACAAGUGGAGUUGUCACAACUGUUGGGGGUAGAAUUCUACACAAGCAGAACUAUUUGCAGGAUAUUUCGCUCUAAACACAUUGUUAGAGAAUUUUUAGAAGAUAAGGGGAGACAGAGAAAAGCUAGAUUCAUUGCCAUUGCUAAUACUGGCAAAAUGGAAAUUACAUAUGCAAAAGAAAAGCAAAAGUUUUUGGAGUAUCUUAAUGAUUGUAGUAAUUUAAGUAAUGUGAAAACUGAAAUCCUAACUACUCCAGAAGAGAUUCCAAUAGAGUACAGUCCGGUACCGUCAGUAGAAAGGAUGGAAGUAGACAAUGAUCCAGAGUCAGAAGACAAAAAGAUUAUAAAAAGUGGAAACAUAGAACAGUAUGUCACUGAAGUUAAAGUUCUAAAUGGUUAUGAGCACAUAAAAGUAAAGACAUUAGAAUACACAGACAGAAAUCUCUCCUUAAGGCAACUGAGAUUUGCAAAUGGUCUACUGAAGAUUGUAAAAGAAAAACUUUGCGUAUGCGGCUAUCAAUCGCUGAGCAAUUUAGUUGCAGCCGAAACCGGCGAGCCACCAAUGUACGCGAAAUGUCUCAAAUCAUUCCUACAGAAAUUAGUGAAUAGUGGCCAUUUGAAAAUGUAUAAAGUAAAGUGGCCAGGUUUCCAAGAAAGGUAUUCGUUCUUCAUAUGCGCACCAAAUAUAACAGUCUCAGACCCAGUGAUAAAAGCUAAAUGUAGAGAAAUCAACAUACGAGCAGCCAGUAAAAUGAAAGCAAAUAUGAAAAAAGAGAUCAAAGAGGGCCCUGGAAGGUCGCUGUCGCGCAUAACUCUUCCGCGAUAUAUGAGAAUCCAGAAACUGCACGAGUUUCUCAUAUCGCUCGUUUAUUUUAAUCCAGUAAGAAAGUCCCCACAAUUCUCUGAAGGAUUUAUUUCGAUGGAUGAUUUUAUACCAGAGAUGACAGUUGAGUUUGCACUUGGUAAUAUUACCAACAUGAGUACAUUGAGCUUCCAUGACUACAAUAUGGAUGAACUGCUCUGUGUAAGACUCAGAGAUGCGCCGGCUGAUCUAUACAGAGAUAUUUCCGAAUGCCCAAGUCUCCACAACACAAUAAGAAUUAAUCUCAAAGUACUUGCCAUGUUGGGACUGAUUCAAUUGAUUUAUCAAAGUGCCAUACAAACGCCGGAUCACAAAAAUUGCGGCACUACAUCAUUCGUAUUUUACGUAAAUCGACGAGCAAAGAUUAUAGACACCACUGGUAUAUGGCCAAGACCAAAUGCUGAUACAGCAAAUCUUGAAAAAUCCUUUUAUUUUGAAAGCUUUGAAGACGUCAAAACGUAUUGGAAAAAUGUUUAUAACAUAAGUCUAAAUACGAAAAUAAACGUAGCUAAACGGGAGCGUAAGAAAUAUACGCCUCCUCUAAGGCUACCUCACGAAGUACAUAAUUACGAUACCGGUGAACGAUUCUGUGAUGGACUUGGAACUUGCGGUUUCGACUCUUGCUUUUUCAUGGAAAUACCACGACUCUGGCACGCAACGUACAUUAAUGUUGCAAAAAAACCACAGGCCACCCUAAAGAAACCAACUAAAGCAGUAAAAUUAACUCAAAUAAAGAAAAAACCAAGGAAAAAGAUUACAAGAAAAAAUAAAGCCACCAGUAGAGAAAGUCAAUCCACCCUUAAGACGAUCUAAAAAGAAAGUUAAUGAUGCAACUGUCGUAUGGAGUAAAGAAGAAGAUAGGUUAAUAAUGUUAUGCAUAUGUGCCAGAACUAUAAUGAGUACAGUAGCGCAACCGGGUAGUUUGAAAGUUAGGAAUAACGUUGCACAAGAUUUGCUUUCCGUGAAUGAUCCUUUGAAGACUCGAAGUGUAUGUCACAGUAGGGCUUUGCACUUAGAAGCUAACGCAGUUUUAAUACACGAAAAGGACGCUAUUCUGAAUGAAGUGCGUCGACGUCCAGAUAUAAUAAUAAAAUACGAGACUAUUUUCAAAAAAAUAAGGCUUCGUUUCGCAGGCAACAUGUCGAAAUAUGUGAACGAGUCCAAAUUACCGAUGAUGGAGUUGGUCUGGAUCAUGUCGCGCAUUGACCGUAUUAAUGCUUUAAAAGAAAGAAUUCCAUGCAUCGCGACUAAUAUAGAAGACUUCUUUGACAAAUUUACUAUAAAACCAUCUUCAAACGUAUCAAAUACUUUGGAAACAAGAGAAAACGCGGCAUUAAAAGAAUGUAUCAUACUAACUGUAAUGUUGUCAUUCAACACUGAACUCAAACGUGAAGUUAGUAAAAAGAUAUAUUACAUGCUCAAAGAAUAUCCAGAAAGCACUUUACGUAUUGUACUCGACGAACUUAGAAAAGGUGGUGCGGUUGUUGCAAAGGAAAAAGUUAUGAAUGGUUUGAUGCACAGAUUCAAUUUCGAAGACAUGGUCAAGACCUCAUACAAAAUAUCAGCAAACUACCAACGAAGAUGGUUGGUUAGAUUGAAUUCGGAAUUUGCUGAUAACGUAGCCAGUCUCAUGGAUACAGAGAUUCCGCAAAGCAAUUGUAGAGUGUCGGCUGAAACAAACUGUUUGUUGUGCGAGAUGCAAGCGUGCGAAGUUGUAGAAAUCAAUUCUACUACAAUACCAGUCAUUAUUGACUGUUCGGGAACAUCGGUGAUUCAAGACGAGCCGUUAUCUGUAAUUGAUAUUGAAACAAAAUACAAAUUAAAGUCGGGAACUUUGGGGUGGAAGAACAAAACAGAUAUACAGAAAUUCUCACAAUAUAAAUAUGACUAUCCAGAUUUUGAUGAUCUAUUGAAAACUCUUGCAAGAGAUGCUGCAGUUCUAUAUACAAAAACCGAAAAGACGGAUAUGGAUAAUAAAAUCGUGUCGUAUUUGAAAAUUAAGGGUCAAGAUGGCUCCACAUUCAAGGAACUACAGGAUAUAUGUGGCUAUGACAUCAACACUCUUAUACAAGAAUUGAAAUAUCUAGAAUCCGCUUACAUCGUCAAACGUGUGGGAUAUCACGAUAAUGUUAUAAUACUUCUCGAAUUCAUCAAAUCUUGGACAGUGAAGUUAGAAAAGACAUACAUCAUACCAACACCUUGGUUGACACUGGACAUUGAAAUAAGACCUGAUAUAUUUUUGAAAUGGACUGGCGUGGUCAUGAAUAAAAUAUUCGAGUAUCCCGGCGCGUCAAUAGGUUACAUAACUACUGUAUGUGAUUUCUUAACAGCCAGAGGUGUGCAGGACGUAUGUGUGUUUUUAAAACAAUACAAGUGUAUAACAUUGAAUUGUAUAAAACGGCGGGAAAUAGAUUUGUUUUCAGACGAUGAUGAUGAACCACAAGAGUUCAUUGAUUACAAUGAAUAUGAUUCAGUUCACAAUAUUUUCGCACUGCCAGUACCGAAUGCUAUAAGCAGGUACUCGUACUUAAGAAAACUUAUGUUAGAUAGAUAUAAGAAUAACGAUGAAAUGGAAAUAGAAGAACACGAAAUUACGUAAAACUUUACAUUAUGUACGCCAGAAGUCUUUGAAAAUCAUUGUAAUUACCUUCAUCUGUACACUACGAAAAUAUAAACUUGUAUAUUAUGUAUAAUCUAUUGCUGUAUAAUCUUUAAUGUAAAUUUUGUCGGUUUUGGAGGAGGACGAUAGGGAGACGAAAUGUGUAAGGAUUGCUUUCAUAUAAAUAAUGAGAUAAUUAACGAAAAAUAUUUUUUAAUAACAUCCUGAAAGUUGUUAUUUAAUUUCUCAGCAAAGCUUCUAUGGACAAAGGGAAGAAGUUUUAAAUUUUUCCUCUGUGUACUUGUUUUUUUUUUUUUGCUAGUUAUAUGGUCUUAAUAAGGGAACUCACACUGGGCUAGUUAUUUCCGCUCUAGCUAAUACAGAUCUCCGCCCCGCUUCGGCUUGCACAUUAUUUCAAUUCUACCAUUUAUUGCAAACCUUACCGUUUUAGCUAAGUGUGAUAUUCUCUCUUCCUUCCUGUCUAAGUGUAUAUUAUCUCUCCUUAAGUGUACAUCAGGUUUAAAACCCCAAACAUGUAUGUAAACUAUUAUUCAAACAAAAUCGUAAAUAAAGUUUGUAUAAAAUA
This is a messenger RNA of Manduca sexta (tobacco hornworm), 5391 nucleotides long. Its product is annotated as general transcription factor 3C polypeptide 1. Gene Ontology annotation, cellular component: transcription factor TFIIIC complex. Lineage: Eukaryota; Metazoa; Arthropoda; Insecta; Lepidoptera; Sphingidae. Gene Ontology annotation, biological process: 5S class rRNA transcription by RNA polymerase III; transcription initiation at RNA polymerase III promoter. The transcript has 7 exons. The record is from RefSeq and is a predicted model, not a curated record. Gene Ontology annotation, molecular function: DNA binding. Bases 245 to 3019 code for a protein of 924 amino acids.